Messenger RNA from Saccoglossus kowalevskii, 651 nucleotides. Its product is annotated as carbonic anhydrase 1-like. The record is from RefSeq and is a predicted model, not a curated record. Gene Ontology annotation, molecular function: zinc ion binding; carbonate dehydratase activity. Gene Ontology annotation, cellular component: plasma membrane. Lineage: Eukaryota; Metazoa; Hemichordata; Enteropneusta; Harrimaniidae.
AUGUCAUAUGAUAAUAACAAAACACGAAUUCGGUAUUUGCCUUUUAUUCCAGAAUGGUCUUACAGUGGCGAAACAGUGCAAGUGAACUUUACGGGUGAUUAUUUGAUAUCUGGCGGUGGUCUGACAAACACGUACAAAGCAACAAUGCUUCAUUUUCACUGGGAUGGGAAUGGUGUACACGGCUCAGAACACACUUUAGACGAAGUUAGGUAUCCAAUCGAGAUGCAUUUGAUUGGAUACGAUUUCGAAAAAUAUGACGAUUUCGAUUCUGCACUCUCUCAUCCCGAAGGUAUAAUUGUCGUGGCAACGUUUUUAGAGAUUACCAGCGAAGAUAAUCCCAAUUACAGCGAAAUGUUCACAGGGUUUAACAGCGUUACAUACAAAGGGCAAUCUUAUCAGUACCCAUCACCAUUCCCAAUAUUACCGAUGUUGCCCUAUAACACGUGGGAUUUCUAUCGUUACCAUGGUUCACUUACGACACCUGCAUGUGACGAGGGCGUUCUAUGGACUGUAUUUGUCCAACUCUGCAAUAAAAUUCUGAGGCGUGAAAGAGUUAACAUGCGAAUCAUUGCAGCCGUUGGCAUGAUCACGUGCUUACCAUCGACGUGUAUCACAGUUAAAGCAUUGCAACUUGAAAAUUGCCACUACUGA